CGAGAGUCACUUUGAGAAAAACAUUGUUUAUCAGCUGACCAGAAACUAAGUUUGCUGUGAAAUGGGCUUUUGUGGGAGGACUUGUCUUCAAGAAAACACAGAAGCGAGGGUAACAGAGUAUACAGUUAUGAGUUUCGAUGAGAUCUGAUCUUUAAUAAGCACCAGCAUGGAGACAUGCCCAGACAAGGGCUUCAGGAAAAACAACAUUACUUUCUCUUCUUCACAAACACAACUAAAACUUUCUGUUUAAAACUCUAUGCUUUGCUGCUCUUGCUGCUUCAUCCUUCCCUUUCAUCACUAACGUUUACUUUAUGAGACUCCCGGACCCUGUCUGUGAAAAUGGCCCACGCAGAACCAGUAAUACCCAGCGUUAACUCGUCUUACCUUCAAAGUCCAUAUGGCGACCAGAGCACAACUGAUGAUGAAGAAGUUGAAGACCAUAGUCCCUCUGCAUCUCUUCUCCCCAAACGUUCCCCACCACCUCUUGUCAUGCGCUACACUCCAAAGGACUCCUACUCUAAAGUGUACAUCACAUUUUUUCUGAUGGGAAUUGGCUCCCUCCUUCCCUGGAACUUCUUCAUAACAGCCAAACACUACUGGCUUUACAAACUUUCCAACGGUACUCACCAUAGCGGAGACGAGGAGCACCGUUCGGACCUCAGCGACUACUUUGAAAGUUAUCUGGCCAUUGCCUCCACGGUGCCCUCUGUACUUUGUCUGAUACUCAACUACAUCCUUGUCAACAGGCUGUCGCCAGACAUUCGAAUCCUGUCUUCCCUUUUCGUCAUCCUGGUGGUGUUUGUGGUCACCACAGUGCUGGUGAAGGUGGACGUGUCAAACUACAGAACCGAGUUUUUCAUUGGCACACUUGUCAGCGUGUCUGUUGUGAGCGGAGCCUCCAACCUCUUCUCUGGCAGCGUGUUCGGGAUCAGUGGCCACUUUCCCAUGAGGAUCUCUCAGGCCCUCAUAUCAGGCCAAGCCAUGGGUGGCACGCUGAGUUCAGUAGCAUCAAUAGUAAACCUAGCUGUGGCUGAUGAUGUGACAGACGACGCGCUGGCCUACUUCCUCACAGCUGACGUCUUCAUCCUGCUCUGUAUCAUUUUAUACUUGAUUUUGCCCAGGAUGGAGUAUUCACGACACUACAUGCUGGCAGCAACAUCCAUCACCUCAGGAGGGAACGGUGAGGGCCGAAGCGCUGCGGGCGUUGUCCCACCACUACAGACCAUCAUCAAGAAGUCCUGGGUGCUUGGCCUGUGUGUCUUCUAUGUUUUCUUCGUCUCCAUUUCCGUGUUCCCCGCCGUAUCGUCAGGGAUCCAGUCCGUCAACGUGGACAGUGGCAGUCCCUGGACAACCACUUACUUUGUGCCUUUCACCAGCUUCCUCUUGUAUAACGUGGCGGACUUCUGCGGCAGGCAGGCAACGGCGUGGGUGCAGGUCCCCGGUCCCACAAGCAGAGUCCUGCCCGUGCUGGUGCUGUGUCGCUCCAUCAUGAUACCGCUUUUCAUGUUCUGCAACUACCAGCCACGAGACCACCUCCAUAGAGUACUCUUCAACCAUGAUGUGUACCCAGUGGUUUUUAACUGCCUGCUAGGUCUUACCAAUGGUUACUUAGGCACCCUGCCCAUGAUCUACGGCCCAAAGGUGGUACCGCGGGAGCUGGCAGAAGCCACAGGGGUCAUCAUGACAUUCUUUCUCACUCUGGGAUUAGCUGUUGGAUCUGCUUUCUCCGUGCUUAUCGUACACUGUAUCUAACAUGGAUUUUUAAAAACUGUAAUCCGAGUAUCAUACAGCUGUGAAGAGGAGCCAACAAGUAAGCAACUACACAAGUAUAGUCAGCUCGAGGAAUCAAGCUCCUUAUUCUCACUGGUCCAGCAACGCCUUCAUACCUCACUACGUUUACAGCAAUGUGACAUUGCUGCAGCCUACAAUGGACACCAAGAUGCUCCAGAACUUAAUUUCAAAUAUUGCGGAACAUUCAAUUAUAUAAUUGAAGAAAUUACAUUCUGGGUUACACAGGGAUUUCCUUUGCAGAGGACAUCGCGCUGCGUUUCCACAGAAAACUGAGGCUUGCUGAUAAAACUGAACAUUAAACAAAUUUAAAUGA
Messenger RNA from Cololabis saira (Pacific saury), 2104 nucleotides. It is a transcript of the gene slc29a3, whose product is annotated as solute carrier family 29 member 3. Gene Ontology annotation, cellular component: Golgi apparatus; plasma membrane. Bases 340 to 1752 code for a protein of 470 amino acids. NCBI's taxonomy places the organism in Eukaryota, Metazoa, Chordata, Actinopteri, Beloniformes, Belonidae. The transcript is spliced from 7 exons. Gene Ontology annotation, molecular function: nucleoside transmembrane transporter activity. Gene Ontology annotation, biological process: nucleoside transmembrane transport. The record is from RefSeq and is a predicted model, not a curated record.